Molecule: messenger RNA, 1008 nt
Organism: Lepus europaeus (European hare)
Lineage: Eukaryota; Metazoa; Chordata; Mammalia; Lagomorpha; Leporidae
Product: nmrA-like family domain-containing protein 1
Source: RefSeq, a predicted model, not a curated record
AUGGCCAACAGGAAAGUGAUUGCAGUGUUUGGAGCAACAGGUGCUCAGGGAGGCUCUGUGGCCAGGGCCAUUUUGGACAGGAAACAUUUUGCAGUGAGGGCAUUGACCAGAGAUGUAACUAAACCCAGUGCCCGGGCGCUCCAGGUUGGUGCUGAGGUGGUGAAAGGCGACUUGGAUGACAAAGCGUCUUUGGAGGCUGCCUUAAAAGGCGUCCCUGGAGCCUUCUUGGUGACCAGCUUCUGGGACCACCUGAGCACGGAGAGGGAAGUGUCUCAGGGGAAGCUGGUGGCGGACCUGGCCAAGCGCCUGGGCCUGAAGCACGUGGUGUUCAGCGGCCUGGAGAACGUGCAGAAGUUGACCGGGGGCAGAUUGACCGUGCCGCACUUUGAUGGCAAGGGAGAACUGGAGGAGUACUUCUGGUCCAUCGGUGUCCCCAUGACCAGCGUCCGCCUGGCAGCCUACUUUGAAAACUUUCUUGCCUCGUGGAAGCCCGCCAAAGCCCCUGAUGGAGACUACUACCCCUUGGCAAUACCCAUGGGGGACGUGCCGAUGCACGGGAUCUCCGUGGCUGAUGCUGGAGCCGCCAUCCUCAGCGUUUUCAAUUCUCCAGAGGAGUUUCUAGGCAAGGCCGUGGGCCUCAGUGCCGAAGCACUCAUAGUACAGCAAUAUGGUGAUGUUUUUUUUCCAAGACUUUGGGGAAAGAUGUUCGAGACACAAAGAAGGAGCAUGGUUGUAACAGACAGUGAGACACAACAAAAACCCAUUCUCUGCGCUAAAAAUCUGCAGCAAAAGAAUUCCUUAUCUUACUGCGACAUACUAGCGAUCACAAUCACGCCCGAAGCUUAUGAGAAGCUGAGCUUCCCGGCGGCGAAGGAACUGGCCGAUAUGUGUCGUUUCUACCAAAUGCAGCAGGACCAUGAUGUCGCUCUCACCCACCGACUAAACCCCAGAGUCAGAAGCUUCAACCAGUUUAUCUCCGACAACCUGGGAGCCUUCAAGGGCUUGUAG